AUAUUCCGAGGAGGAACCUCAGCUACUCACUCACUCAUUCAUCAUGAAGGUUGUUAUGUUCCUGUGCCUUUUGGCCGUUGCCUUGGCAGAACCUGAGCCCUACUACAACCCGCAGGUGCUGGCCGGUCACCCACUGCACUACAGCCAUCCCUACGGAUUCCCACUCAUCCACAACCAAGGAUUACCCCUGACCUACAGCAAUCGAUUCCCACUCACCUACGGCCACGACCUCCCUCUCACCUACAGCAAUAGAUUCCCACUCCCUUACAACCAGGGACUCGGAUAUCCCUUCGGCCCUAACUUCUACCCAAGAGGAGUACCAGCAGCAGCAUCAGCAGGUGCCCAAGAUUAAGAGGCAUGGAAAGUCUUUACCAAUAAUUCGACUUAAUGAUUUGGUCUCCAGGAAAGAAAGAUUUAACAGCCUCUUUAUUUCCAUUCUGAUCCAACAGGAGAAAUAUCAGAAAACCUUUGUAAUAUUAUCUAUCUUUUCCAAUAAAAAGAAAAAAAAUCA
Messenger RNA from Macrobrachium nipponense, 511 nucleotides. RefSeq lists its product as uncharacterized. The coding region runs from base 44 to 352 and encodes 102 amino acids. The transcript is spliced from 3 exons. NCBI's taxonomy places the organism in Eukaryota, Metazoa, Arthropoda, Malacostraca, Decapoda, Palaemonidae. The record is from RefSeq and is a predicted model, not a curated record.